AUGCGGAAAUCAGGACAUCCCAUGCAGAAACUGGGAGUCAGGUGCAAAAUCCCACGCAGAAGUGACACAGCAGCUACAAAAAUCCCAUGUAGGAACAGGGAAAUCCCUCGGUGGAUUCAAUAUCAGAUGCAGAAAUCGGGACCCAGCUGCAGAAUCCCACGCAGCAAUCAGGACCUGGGAACAGAACCCCACACAGCAAAUAGGACACGGGUCCAACUCCCCACACCUCAACCGGGACCCAGGUACAGAACCCCAUUCAGCAGUCAGGACCCAGGUACAGGAUCUCAUAUAGCAGCCAGGACCCGGGUCCAGAAUCCCACACCCCAACUGGGACCCAGGUCCAACACACCACAGCCCAACCAGGACCUGGGUCCAGAACCCCAUACAAGUCAGAACCGAGGAGCAGGACCUAAUAUAGCAGUCAGGACCUGGGUACAGAACCCCACACCUCACCCAGGACCCGGGUUCAGGACCACAUAUAGCAGCCAGGACCUGGCUGUGGAACCCCAUACAGCAGUCAGGACCUGGGUACAGAACCCCACACCCCAACCAGGACCCAGAUCCAGAACCCCAUACAGCAGUCAGGACCCAGGUCCAAGACCACAUAUAACAGUCAGGACCUGGGUACAGGACCCCAUAACCCAACCAGGCCCCAGGUCCAACAUUCCACACAGCAACCAGGAUCCAAAUACAGCAGUCAGGAUCCAGAUCCAGCACCACAUACAGCAGUCAGGACCCGGAUCCAGAACCCCACACCCCAACCAGGACCCAGGUACAGAACUCUAUUCAGCAGUCAGGACCCAGGUACAGGAUCUCAUACAGCAGCCAGGACCUGGAUCCAGAACCCCACAUCCCCACCAGGACCCAGGUCCAGAACCACAGAUAGCAGCCAGGACCUGGGUGCGGAACCCCAUACAGCAACCAGGACCCAGAUCCAGAACCUCAUACAGCAGUUCGGACGCCAUCAUCCGACAGCACAAAGCUGCGUGUCUGCGGAUCACGUCUCUUUUGGCCUGCCAGGACCUGCUGUGGGUCGGAACCAGCGCCGGCGUCGUGCUGAGCCUGGCCAUGCCUGGGAAACGAGGGGCGGAAGCGGCGCCUCCUCCGCUGGGUUUACCGCAGGGUCACACCGGGCACGUCCGCUUCCUCACCGCUAUGGAAGUGCCCGAAGGAUGCGAGCUGCGGGCGGGGGGCCCCGAGCAGCCGAACGAUGCGGAGCAGCGCGACCCGACUCAGCCCCGCCUGGCAAUGUCCAAAGCCAAAAUGUUGGUCAUCAGCGGCGGCGAUGGCUACGAGGAUUUCCGCCUGACCAACAGCAGCGAGAGCGUGGGGCGCGACGACAGCACCAACCACCUCCUGCUGUGGCGGGUCUGACCCCCCUUCCUUCCACCCACACUCACCAUGCAGACCCCAGCCCCAACCCACGGACUCCCCCUCCUCCUCCCCCUCCCCCCAAACCCAGCCCAGCACGUCUCAUCUCCAGCCCGGCUGCUCUCUGUGUGCUCUGGGGAAGGGUUGGGGGGGGACGCAUCCACCCCGACCGCCGCUUUCGGGGGCGAGGAGAUAUGGG
Tympanuchus pallidicinctus (lesser prairie-chicken) is the source of this 1570-nucleotide messenger RNA. RefSeq lists its product as uncharacterized. Bases 1 to 1374 code for a protein of 457 amino acids. The record is from RefSeq and is a predicted model, not a curated record. Gene Ontology annotation, molecular function: guanyl-nucleotide exchange factor activity. Gene Ontology annotation, biological process: actin cytoskeleton organization. The transcript has 6 exons. Lineage: Eukaryota; Metazoa; Chordata; Aves; Galliformes; Phasianidae.